This is a messenger RNA of Tribolium madens (black flour beetle), 3373 nucleotides long. RefSeq names its product bumetanide-sensitive sodium-(potassium)-chloride cotransporter (gene NKCC). The transcript is spliced from 14 exons. Lineage: Eukaryota; Metazoa; Arthropoda; Insecta; Coleoptera; Tenebrionidae. The coding region runs from base 112 to 3228 and encodes 1038 amino acids. Gene Ontology annotation, biological process: chloride ion homeostasis; chloride transmembrane transport; cell volume homeostasis. Gene Ontology annotation, molecular function: sodium:potassium:chloride symporter activity. The record is from RefSeq and is a predicted model, not a curated record. Gene Ontology annotation, cellular component: membrane.
UGAAACGCUGAAAGUCGGCUCGAGGUUGUCAAGUAGCUCUCAAUGUCUAGAUAAAUCCUCAAACUCGAAAUUUCCAUUCAUUUCCAAACAAACCAUUGAAAGUGCCACACCAUGGACGGCCGAUUUACUCUCCAGCCAAGUGCCGGGAUAGACAACGGUGCUUUUCAGUUACACGAAAACGGGGUGAAAGAGGACACUAUCAGUGAUUUGAAACCGACACCGAGUUACCCCAUCCAAAAACGCAAAAAAUCCCUCGUGCAACUCACACGCGAAGCACUCCCGAGAUUGGAGAAUUACAGAAAUUCGCGAAGGGCAGCCAAGAGGCCGUCGUUAGGAGAAUUACACGGAGGCGAAGACGUCGUCAAGCAAGAGCCCAAUGGCACUUCCGAGGAAGAGGGCUCAGCCCCCGGCAGCCACGAUGGUAUCAAACUGGGGUGGAUUCAAGGUGUGCUUAUCCCAUGUCUCCUCAAUAUCUUCGGUGUCAUGCUAUUUUUGCGUCUUUCAUGGGUCGUUGCAGAAGCGGGAAUUGGCCAAAGUUUGGUCAUAAUCGGGAUAUCAGCCGUCGUUUGCAUCAUCACAACCCUCUCCUUGUCGGCAAUCAGCACAAACGGCGAAGUCAAAGGAGGUGGGAUUUAUUACAUCAUUUCGCGAUCAUUGGGCCCCGAAUUUGGGGCUUCCGUCGGCAUUGUCUUCGCUUUCGCUAAUGCCGUUUCAGCGUCCAUGAACACAAUCGGGUUUUGUAACUCUUUAAGCAAUCUUCUGAGCCGUUAUGGCCUAAAAAUCGUCGAUGCAGGAAUCAACGAUGCCCGAAUUAUUGGCAUUGUGGCCAUUUUGGUUAUGAUCUUGAUUUGUGCCAUCGGAAUGGAGUGGGAAUCUAAAGCCCAAAAUAUCCUAAUUGUGGCAAUUGUGGCUGCAAUUGUAGAUUUUCUCGUUGGGGCCAUAAUUGGGCCUUUAUCGGAUGAAAAACAGGCGCAGGGCUUCACCGGAUUCAAUUUUACGACUAUUUCGACGAAUUGGGGGCCGGAUUAUCGUCGCUCUGAGGGGAUGGAUUACGAUUUUUUCCAAGUUUUUGCCAUUUUUUUCCCUUCGGUGACCGGAAUUCAAGCCGGGGCUAACAUUUCCGGGGAUUUGAAGGAUCCGGCGUCAGCAAUCCCAAAAGGGACGUUUCUCGCUUUGGUCAUCUCAAUGGUGACUUAUGCGAUUUUUGUCGUUGUCGCUGGAGCUUCAGCAAUCCGGGAUGCCAGUGGUAAUGUAGGGGACUUAACCAACGGAACGCUUUCCAGCUGUUCCCCGGAUUGCCAGUACGGAAUUUUCAACAAUUAUCAGAUGAUGGAGAUUAUGUCAGCUUGGGGCCCACUUAUCUACCUUGGCUGUUGGGCGGCGACUCUAAGUACGGCCCUGACAAAUCUUCUUUCGGUCCCGAGAUUAAUCCAAGCAUUGGGAAUCGACAGGAUUUAUCCAGGAUUAAUCUACUUCUCCAAAGGAUAUGGAAAAGCAGGAGAACCGUAUCGAGGAUACAUUUUAACUUUUCUAGUGUCGGCGGCUUUUCUCCUAAUAGGGGAAUUAAAUGCAAUCGCUCCGUUGAUCUCCAAUUUUUAUCUAGCCUCCUACGCCCUUAUCAACUUUUGCACUUUUCAUGCAGCCUUAAUUAAACCCUUGGGGUGGAGACCGACAUUCAAAUAUUACAACACGUGGUUGAGUCUUGCCGGAUUUAUCAGUUGCGUUGUUAUCAUGUUCUUAAUUAACUGGCAAUCGUCUCUGAUUACUUUCGGGGUAAUUAUCGCCUUGUAUCUCUUGGUGGUCUACAGAAAGCCAGAUGUCAAUUGGGGCUCCUCCACCCAAGCCCAGACGUACAAAACAGCCCUGACCACAGCCCACCGCUUGAUCAACAUCGGCGAACACGUGAAAAACUACAAACCACAAAUUUUGGUACUUUGUGGAUCCCCAUCGUCACGGCCCGCUCUCAUCGAUUUUGGCAACUUAAUAACGAAAAAUAAUUCGUUGCUUAUCAUCGGGGACGUGACAGAGACGAAGUUGCAGCAUCGGGUCAGGUCGGCUCGCAUCCAGAACGUUUAUUCUUGGCUUCGAAUUAACAAAAUCAAGGCUUUUUAUUCGAUUUUGGAUAAUACACAGUUCGAAAAUGGGGCUAAGGCUUUAUUGCAAACGGCCGGAAUCGGCAAACUGUGCCCCAAUGUUCUGAUGAUGGGGUAUAAGAACGAUUGGAGGACUUGCCCUCGGGAGGAACUGAUGGCGUACUUCAAUGUUUUACAUGCCGCUUUUGACCACCGACUGGCUGUAACGAUUUUGCGUCUGAAAGACGGUCUGGAUUACAGUAAACUGAUGGGCGAAGAUGAAGGUUCGCCCAAUGAAGGCACUCUCUCCCAACAACCCACAAUGGAUUUAAGAGGUUUCGCUACAAGUAGUAUGAUGCAUGCUGAUUCGAAUUUAAGUUUAGCCGAUUUAGGAAAAUCAGAUACUGUUACUCCUAAAAAUACAAUAAGUAAAACAGUCACUGAUAAUAAUUCUAGUUUUAAUUGCUUGAUUCCAGAUGGGGUCAAAAACGGGCACGGGUUGUUAAACACAGUCUUUGCCAAGAAAAUGAAAGUCACUGAUUCAACCAGUGUUCAGCAUAUCCCCAAUUUCGCGAUGGAGAACAUGACGCUGUUCCGGAACAAGCAAAAUAAGGGGAACAUCGACGUUUGGUGGCUGUACGACGAUGGGGGGCUCACGAUGCUCCUCCCGUACAUUAUCUCAACCAGACAAAAUUGGGCCAAUUGCAAACUGCGAGUUUUCGCACUCAGCACAAACAAAAACGAGAUCGAAGAAGAGGAGAAAAACAUGGCGUUUUUGUUGUCGAAAUUUCGAUUAAAUUACUCCAGUUUGAAAAUCGUCUCGCUUUCGGAUAAGCCACAAGAGGCGACGAUUAAAUUUUUCAAUGAUAUGAUUAGUGACUUUAGGACAAAUGAUGAUCCUGACGAUGAAUCUAAGGUUUCCGAAGCCGAAAUAGCGUCACUCCAAGACAAAACCUACCGGCAGUUGAGACUCCGCGAAUUACUUCUGGAACAUUCGAGUGAAGCCAAUUUGAUUGUCAUGUCUUUACCGAUGCCGAGGAAGGGUAAAUUAUCAGCACCUUUGUACAUGGCAUGGUUGGAAGCACUGACUCGAGAUUUGCCCCCCUAUUUGUUAGUGAGAGGGAAUCAACAAUCUGUUCUCACUUUUUACUCGUAAGAAACGUACUCAAAGUAUUCUCUUAAACCAAAAAUAUUACCAAGUGUUAGUUUACGUGCCUAAAUAAUAUUUAUUUUAUUAACUAUUUAAUGAUAAUGUAAUCAAAUUUUAUAAAUUUGUACGACUCUAAUAAAUAUUUUUUGUA